AUGUCCAGCAGUCGCAUCAUGCGCCUUUGCGCAUUGGGCGGUCUCUUGUUCUCAACAUGCAAUGCCCAAGGCUUCGUAUCUGACCGGCAAUGCUUCUACGACAGAGACAAACCGGCCGGUUCAGUAAUCGUGCCUUGUUCAUCAGAUGAGAAGACCUGGUGCUGCAAAGCCGGAGACGUCUGUCUGUCGGACAAUGCUUGCUGGAACAUGGAGACGGGCAACACCUACCUCUAUGGGUGUACGGAUGAGACGUAUCAACAUUACACAUGCCCUAAGAAGUGCGGUUUCAACAGUGAACUGUCGAAUUGGGUCGGACUUGUGUACUGCAAUGACACUGCACUCAUGCCCAAUCAGAAUUCCUGGGUCUGUCACCAUCCGCAGAGCUGUGCCGACAACUGCCCUGCGGACCGCCACACACCCUGGCUCUUGACACUGGAGAAGCUACCACCGAUCAACUGCUCCGAGAUGACCCCGUUAGUUGAGGCAUUCGCAGGUCCUACAUCGCUCAGACCUUUCUUGUGGUUGCCCUCUGCAAUGGGAGAGUCUACUAGUUGGUUUUCGCCCACCAAUGCGACGUACGUUCUCCGAACAGACUGGACCCCGAGCACGGCGUAUGCUUCUACGGCCACAACUAGUUCCUCGUCCAGCAUCACCAGCUCCGUGACAACCACAACAUCAGCCAGUACCGGCAGCGUACCUACCAACAGUGCUGCACCCGCAACAGCAGUACCCAGUGCCGCUGCAUCAGACGACGGCGACUCCACCGUUCUCAAGGUCGGUGUCGGCGUAGGUGUAGGUGUGGGCGUCCCACUGCUAGCUCUGCUCGCAUUUCUGGCCUUUUGGAUCCGCCGGCGAGGGCGGAGAGAUUCUCCACCUGCCCCCGCUCAUCCAUCUGUCAGCGAAGCCGAGCACGCUCGCCCGGUGUACUACGAGCCAAAGUAUGAUCCGAACCCGGCGUACUACUAUCCACAACAGCCCCAAUACCAGGCGUACCAUCCGGAGCCUGCACAGGCCCCUGGAGAACCGGGCGGCUUCUAUCAGGCUAAAGCCGAGCUUCCGGCUGAUCAGAAUGUGCCGAGACAUUCGAUGUCGCCGGUCCCGCUGUAUAGUGAGUUUGAGGCGCAGUCGAGGGAUAAGAGCAUCCCGGGUGAUGUGAGUCCGCAAGGGGACACAAGUCCGCGGAGGCCGCUGUCCCCGCGGCAUGAGGUAUCCAAUGGGAUGUGA
This is a messenger RNA of Coniosporium apollinis CBS 100218, 1224 nucleotides long. RefSeq lists its product as uncharacterized. The record is from RefSeq and is a predicted model, not a curated record. Bases 1 to 1224 code for a protein of 407 amino acids. The transcript has 3 exons. NCBI's taxonomy places the organism in Eukaryota, Fungi, Ascomycota, Dothideomycetes.